Messenger RNA from Acipenser ruthenus (sterlet), 2667 nucleotides. Its product is annotated as mitochondrial ornithine transporter 1-like. Gene Ontology annotation, molecular function: L-ornithine transmembrane transporter activity. Bases 808 to 1734 code for a protein of 308 amino acids. NCBI's taxonomy places the organism in Eukaryota, Metazoa, Chordata, Actinopteri, Acipenseriformes, Acipenseridae. Gene Ontology annotation, biological process: mitochondrial L-ornithine transmembrane transport. The record is from RefSeq and is a predicted model, not a curated record. The transcript is spliced from 8 exons.
GGGCGUGGUUUCACUUGGAGGCGUGGCUUCAUGGAUUAGCUAUUAGAACGUGUCUUUAUCAUGUGAGACACUGUGGUCUACAUUUUUGUUAUUCAGUUUUGUCUACAAAAAUAAUCUGUAUGGACGAUUUUUCAGUCACAAAAAAGUAUACAUCUUCAGAAUAAACACCUUAACAAUUCCGACCCCAAGUGUUAUAUUUUGAGCUUUGUAUGUGUUUGUGGACCCACGCACUGCUGCUGCUGUUGUUUAUAUGAAGACUAGUGUGUGCCCUUUGUAUCAGAGAUUCAGAGCACGUUUUCUAUGUUAUUGGCUGCUUACCAAAUAAAUGAACACAUUGACUCGAUCUAUGCUGCUAGUUUUGUUUUUGGAAACUAAUGUAAUACUUUUUGUGCUUUCAGAUUUAGAAAUUUGGAAUUUGCUUUUAGGAUUGUAGAAAUCGGCCAUUAGAAUUAAUAUAAUUCUAUAAUUUCGUCACUAAGCGCAUUAGUUUAAUAUUAUUAUUUUUUUAUUCUAUAACUGUUUUUAGUCCGUUCUUCUUAACUAUUUUUUUUUUUUUUUUUUAAUGAACUUAUGGUCGUUUAACUGUUUACGUACGCCAGCUGGGAAGACACCUGCGCAACACAACCAUUUUGUGAACCACGGUCUAAAAAGGUAGUCUGGCAAGCUAUCAAAAAACAAACACACAGCGAUUUGCUACACCAUCCUCUCCCCUUCCAGCUUCAAAGUCCAAACAUUGCACUUUGAAGACCAGGGGACCAUCAGACCUUGUUGCUCUGUACCAGAGGUUUCUCCACAAGGAGCUAAGCAAUGUCCCUGGAGAGUGCUCAUGUCCACCCGGUCAUAGAUACCAUGAUCAACCUGACUGCGGGAGCUAUAGGUGGCGUGGCCUGUGUGCUGAGUGGCCACCCCUUCGACACGGUGAAGGUGAAGAUGCAGACCUUUCCCGGCAUGUACAGGGGCUUCGUGGAUUGCUCUGUGAGGACCUACAGGCAGGACGGGCUCCACGGGCUCUACCAGGGCACAAUGCCAGCACUGGUGGCCAACGUGGCCGAGAACGCCGUCCUGUUUGCGUGCUAUGGGUUCUGCCAGCAGCUGACCAGGACACUGUACGGACUGGAGAGAGUGUCGGACCUCAGUGACCUGCAGAAUGCAACCGCGGGUUCAUUUGCAUCCGUGUUCUCCUCCCUGGUCUUGUGCCCCACUGAACUGGUGAAGUGUCGAAUGCAGGCCCUGCAUGAAAUGAAAGUCACGGGUAAAACCUUCCUGCAUCAUCAGGUCUCCACGUGGUCUAUCAUGAGGAGCGUCAUGCAGACGGAGGGGCCCCAGGGCUUCUUCCAGGGCCUGACCAGCACCUGGCUCCGGGAGGUCCCUGGAUACUUCUUCUUCUUUGGGGGCUACGAGAUCAGCAGGACCUGCUUCACCAAAACAGGGCAGGCGAAGGGUGAACUGGGGGUGGUCCCGCUGGUUGUGAGUGGAGGGAUUGGAGGAGCCUGCUUCUGGCUUGCAGUUUACCCAGUAGACUCAGUCAAGUCCCGAAUCCAAGUUCUGUCAAUGGCUGGGAGACAGGCUGGGUUCCUGUCGUCUUUUAUCAACAUCAUUAAAACUGAAGGUUUCCUAGCUUUGUAUUGCGGACUGACGCCGACAGUUAUUCGAGCGUUCCCUUCCAAUGGAGCUCUCUUCCUGGCUUAUGAAUUAACCAGAAGAGCCCUCACUAACCAGGCUAGCAACCACUGACCCUGCAUCUUUCACAUGGGUUUUUAAACAAAAUUAAAAAUGAUUGGAGACACCUGCCACAACACUGUCAGCAAUGUAGGGACUGGAUGACGCUGAUCUGUCGUGACAGGGUCAUAUCACAAGUGUUUCUAAUAUAUUGUCCACACCUUGUCAAAUGUAGAUAUUUUCAUGUAUGUGUGUGUUAAUGUGGAACAUGUAACUGUAAGUGUUAUUACCAGUAUGUAUUUGAGUCACACUGUGGUUCAGUGUAUGUUUACACAUAGGGUAUGCAGCUCCAGUGUACUGGGCAUAUCUUAAAUCUGAACAGAGCUCACAUCUCAUCUUUUCUAAGGUGCUCUCAGUGGAAGUGCCUUCUUUUGAGAUUCCAUUUAUAAUUCAAAAUACACAAAAAUAACGGGGGCUUCCCUAGUCAGGAUAAUGCAGGAAAAACACGUAGCAGAAAACCUUAAAUCAGGAGAUGCCAAAGAAGAAGAGGUGUUCCCUGUCAUGCAUGUGUGCAGUCUUGACAUGGAGGCAUUUGUUCAGAGAGCAGACACGGGCAUUUGGGUUGAUUAGGAAUGGAAUACCUCUUUAACCCUUUCAGUCCUGAAUUCUUUUUGUCGGCAUUAAGUUAUGUAAUUAAAAAAGGAACUCCUUUACUGAGUAUACAUGAGAACAGGACAAUUAAAAAAAAGUUUUACAUAUAUUUCUACACUACCUUAGACUGGAGCCUAGGAGGUUCAAACGUGAUUUCAGACGACACAUAAGAUAAGGACCAGGACUGAAACAGUUUGUGUUACACAGAACUCCAGAAUUGAGGUCAUGCAGCACUUAGAUACGAGGUCUGAGUGUAGUUUAGUGAUUUUAACCAGUAUUUUCUCUUUUUUUGUGUGUGUGUACACGACAUGGCGAAAUAAAAUGCAUGAACUGUAAAACAAGUUUUCCAAGUGAAUC